UAGGUUUCAGAGAAAAUGAAUCCUAACGUAAAAUUGGUUCGUUCGCUCGUACAAGAAAUUCGACGAACGUCUUCGGAGCCAAAUGUAAAGAACAACAUUAUGGUAGAAUAUAUUUUAGAUCAAGCGCGAUCUCACAAGGAAACGUCCGAGGUCUUGUGUAAAGCACGAGAAGAGUUGAAAAAUUUAGCUGAAACGUAUCUUUGUUACUUGAAUUCUCGUCGCCUGUGCAAAGAAAUUCACGAUCGCUACACCGGCAAAGGUGAACGAACUAUAAAAGAGACUGCGGACCUCGUCGGAUUCAAGUUGCCUCAUGAUCCGAAGUAAUCGAUUUUGUGAGUUAUCGCCGAUAUCGAUUUAUUGUCAGAUAAAAGAUUGUAGAAAAGUAAUAAAAAAUCGUUACAAAAAUAUGUGCCGAAUAAAGUAAAUAGAAUAAAAGAGCAGUA
This is a messenger RNA of Ceratina calcarata, 443 nucleotides long. RefSeq names its product protein FMC1 homolog. The transcript has a single exon. The record is from RefSeq and is a predicted model, not a curated record. The coding region runs from base 16 to 324 and encodes 102 amino acids. Gene Ontology annotation, cellular component: mitochondrion. NCBI's taxonomy places the organism in Eukaryota, Metazoa, Arthropoda, Insecta, Hymenoptera, Apidae.